AUGGCUAACACAUCUGUUCUCACUCUGCUGGACAUUUUGAGCCACUCUCAGAGCAAAGACGAUGACAAGGCCGGAGCCAUCAAACUUCUACUCACUGUCUCAAAAGCAGGUCGCAAGUACAAGGAGAUCAUCUGUGAAAGUCACGGUGUUAAAGUCAUAGGCGAGUGCCUGUCCACAUCAAACAGAGAUGAAACCAAAGAGGCAGCGUCGGUCCUUUUGGAGUCCCUGUCCCACGGAAAUCCCAGAUAUCAAGACCAAGUCUACAAAUAUCUGAUUACCUGCAUGACUUGUAGCUCACCUAAAUCCCUGCAGCUCAUUCUGCACACCUUAUGUAUCAUCCAGCGAAAAAUGAAAACAGCCCAUCACAGCAUUGUAGAGCCUCUGCUUAACACACUCAGAUCCCUACACCUGGAAGUUCAGGAUGAAGCCAUUAAACUCAUCUUAGACCUGAAGCAUUAUGAUGUGAAGGCAGUUCUACUGACUGGUUUGGUGGCUCUACUGAGGCCUAUUAAAGAAAAAGAACACCAGCAUCAAAUCAGCAAAGAUUCAAAGAUGACUGAGAUGACUGGAUCUUUCCCUGUAUUUGUACAGCAAGCUGCUGCAGCUAAAACAAUACGGUUGCUGGCUGAGGAAGAUCAAGAGCUUUCUCGUGAGCUGCUCUCUCUUGGAGUGAUCCAGCAUCUUCUGCACACUAUGGGCAACAGAGAACAUCCUGAUGCCCAAAUACAAGCCAGCCUAACGUUAGAGUACUUUGUCGUCUCCUUCCCUGUUGUUGAGGACCAAGUGCAGAGAGUGAUGGGCAGCGCUCUGUUUGCAGAGUUCAAAAACAAAGCUGACACUGUAUACAUGAACAUGAAUGAAACAGAAGCAGAAAUGCUGCUAACAAAUCAGAUUAACAUGUCACAAGGUAAUGAUUUUACUGUUUUAUUUGACAGCUGAUUAUUUUCCUAUAUUUCCUGUACUAUGUGAAACUAAUUGUAUUCUUUUUCUUUUUUCAGUUUUAAAUGGUAACAAGUCUGACAGCUGACCAGAGGAAAAAU
Molecule: messenger RNA, 1040 nt
Organism: Neolamprologus brichardi
Lineage: Eukaryota; Metazoa; Chordata; Actinopteri; Cichliformes; Cichlidae
Source: RefSeq, a predicted model, not a curated record